AUGGCGUCCCGGAGGCGGCGUGUUGGGCGAUCAGGGGAAGAAGGGAGGAGGGAGCUCCAUUCAGAGCAUGCUGUUCGCGGCAGGGUGAAGCCGCAGCUGGAUGAAGAGCCUCGAUGCCAGCGCCCGCUCGAAGGUGUGAUCCCGUGGCCGUGGACGAUGACCGGGUCGAACAUGAGAGAGGACGAAAUCGGGCAGAUAAAACUCAUGGGGAUGUUCGAAGAGGACGAAGGAAUCGAAAGAGGAGAAGGGGGAGCAGCGCCCGAAGAAGAAGAAGACGACGAUGAAGUGCGGCCGAAGGAGAAUUUCCACCGGGACCUCGAAGAAGAAAUCGGCAUAUUUUCACAAAGCGAGACGGGGAAGGGCACAGAAGCGUUCCCGGAUUUAGGAGAGCACUGCAACCACGACGACUGCAAUCAGCUCGAUUUCCUCCCCUUCACAUGCGAUGGUUGUCACAAGGUUUUCUGCCUUGAGCACAGGACAUACAGAGAUCAUGGCUGCCCAAACUCAGAACACAACAGCAGGAUGAUAGUACUUUGCGAGAUCUGCUCUGUGUCAAUAGAGAAGAAGGCGGACGAACAAGACCGAGUAAUCUUAGACAGACAUCUAAAAUCAGGGGACUGUGACCCUACAAAGAAAAAAACCAAGAACAAAUGCCCUGUUCGCCGCUGCAAAGAGCUUCUCACAUUCUCCAACACAAGCACCUGCAAGAACUGCGGCAUCGGAGUUUGUUUAAAGCACAGAUUCCCAUCUGAUCAUGGAUGCAAACUGAAGAGCUUCAAGCAUCAGCACCCACUUCUAUCGUCAAUAGCAAGAAAGGAAACAAAUUGUAGAAACACGAAGCAAAAGAUGCCCACUUCGCCUCCAACCAUUGAAGCUUGUUGACAUUAUAGCUCUUUCUUG
Asparagus officinalis (garden asparagus) is the source of this 900-nucleotide messenger RNA. RefSeq names its product zinc finger AN1 and C2H2 domain-containing stress-associated protein 11. Gene Ontology annotation, cellular component: cytoplasm. The record is from RefSeq and is a predicted model, not a curated record. NCBI's taxonomy places the organism in Eukaryota, Viridiplantae, Streptophyta, Magnoliopsida, Asparagales, Asparagaceae. Gene Ontology annotation, molecular function: zinc ion binding. The coding region runs from base 1 to 882 and encodes 293 amino acids. The transcript is spliced from 3 exons.